AGCUUGGGCAAACGCUGGCUGCUGCACACAGAGGACCAAACAGGCAAUUGAUAUAGACCUGGAACACCAUCGAGAGAUUUGAAGAUGGACGUUAACUUUACCACAGCUUCUACAACUCCUCAGGGAAACGACUGUGACCUUUAUGCACACCACAGUACAGCCAGGAUCCUAAUGCCUCUGCAUUACAGCGUUGUUUUCAUCGUUGGACUGCUGGGGAACUUACUAGCCUUGGUGGUCAUCUUCCAAAACAGAAAGAAAAUCAACUCUACCACCUUAUAUUCAACCAAUUUGGUGAUUUCUGACAUACUUUUUACCACUGCUUUGCCUACACGGAUAGUGUACUACGCGCUUGGCUUUGACUGGAAAAUUGGCGACGCCCUGUGUAGGAUAACUGCGCUUGUGUUUUACAUCAACACAUACGCAGGUGUGAACUUCAUGACCUGCAUGAGCAUUGACCGGUUCUUUGCUGUGGUGCACCCUCUGCGAUACAACAAGAUGAAAAGAAUUGAACAUGCGAAAGGCGUGUGCAUAUUUGUCUGGAUGCUAGUAUUUGCUCAAACUCUUCCACUACUUGUAAAGCCCAUGUCAAAGGAUGAGAACAAAAGGACUACGUGCAUGGAAUAUCCAAACUUUGAAGAGACAGAAUCGCUUCCCUGGAUUCUGCUAGGGGCAUGUUUAAUAGGAUAUGUUCUUCCACUCAUAAUCAUUCUCAUCUGCUACUCCCAGAUCUGUUGCAAACUCUUUAAAACCGCCAAACAAAACCCACUAACUGAAAAAUCCGGUGUCAACAAAAAGGCCCUCAACACCAUCAUUUUUAUAAUCAUUGUGUUUGUUAUCUGUUUCACACCUUAUCAUAUUGCAAUUAUUCAACACAUGAUAAAGAAGCUUCAUGCUCCUGGUCUCCUUGACUGUAGCCAAAGAUAUUCCUUCCAGAUUUCUCUGCACUUUACAGUGUGCCUGAUGAACUUCAAUUGUUGCAUGGACCCUUUCAUUUAUUUUUUUGCAUGUAAAGGGUACAAGAGAAAAGUGAUGAAGCUGCUGAAACGUCAAGUGAGUGUAUCAAUUUCCAGUGCUGUGAGGUCUGUCCCAGAAGAAAACUCACGUGAAAUGACAGAAACACAAACAAUAAUACAUUCCAAGUUGUUAAAUGGAAAAUAAAGGACUAAAUCUUGGAUUUACAGCAAAAUAAACUGCAAGACUUAUAAAGAAAAUUAUCAUUCAACUUCUAAUUAGGAUUUCCUUAAAAGAUAGACACAUUGUGCUCUAAUUUCUCAUCACUUCCAUCCAACGUGAAAGCAGAUGUAUUUUACAGCUCAAGAGGGGGCUUCCAAAAAUGUAUGGGAAAAGUCCACUAUCUCUUCAUUCCAUUUCACAAACUCUGGAGCCUCCUCAUGUACAUAAAAAAGCUAUCUUAAUAAUUCUUGUGUACAGUGAAAACUUGUGGGUCAAUGAAAAUUUAAGUAAUAUUUUCUGCCAAUAAUCUGGGAAAAGACUGACUGGAUUGUA
Messenger RNA from Echinops telfairi (small Madagascar hedgehog), 1506 nucleotides. RefSeq names its product G protein-coupled receptor 183 (gene GPR183). NCBI's taxonomy places the organism in Eukaryota, Metazoa, Chordata, Mammalia, Afrosoricida, Tenrecidae. The coding region runs from base 85 to 1158 and encodes 357 amino acids. Gene Ontology annotation, biological process: G protein-coupled receptor signaling pathway. Gene Ontology annotation, cellular component: membrane. The transcript has 2 exons. Gene Ontology annotation, molecular function: oxysterol binding; G protein-coupled receptor activity. The record is from RefSeq and is a predicted model, not a curated record.